Messenger RNA from Diutina rugosa, 1560 nucleotides. RefSeq lists its product as uncharacterized. Lineage: Eukaryota; Fungi; Ascomycota; Pichiomycetes; Serinales; Debaryomycetaceae. The transcript has a single exon. Bases 1 to 1560 code for a protein of 519 amino acids. The record is from RefSeq and is a predicted model, not a curated record.
AUGGUGUCACCUGAGUUUGCCAACUGGCGACGACUGGGGCUGGUAAAUGACAAAUCACCGUCUCCGCCAUCACGACUGCGUCUGGCCACGCCGAAAUUGACAUUAUCUACCCAAACCAGAGGCCACCGCAUUGCCAAACCCCAACCAAAGAAGCUGUGGAUCUCCCGCAUCGUCAGCUGGGGCUCCGACGCUGGCGCCUCUCUGAAACAGAAUAAUCAUGAUGAUGUCGACAAUAUCAUCGCUAGAGUGGAACAGCGGCGGGACCGGCUGUACUCUCAGGGGGGCGAUAAUGGCCGCCAUGAUCUGGGGAACUUGAGGGUCACUCACAGCCAACCUGGAGCUUGGGACAAUAACCAAAACUUGACAGGCGAUACUAACCGGGCGGAAUUGACUGACGCUCAUCGGGAAAUUGAACGCCUUCGCCAGUACAUGGAAGUUCUCGAACAACAGGCCCAGGAGGCGGUCCAGCUCCGCCAGGACGUGAUCCGGUACCGUCAGGCGGCGCAGGAAGCCGCUGCUGACCGCGACGACCUUGAGUAUGAGCUUCUUGAGCUUAAGAAAAGCAUCAGCAAACAGACAUUGCUGGAAGACGACCGCCUUCGCUACCAACGGGCUUUGGAAGAUACACUCGAUGAGGAACGGCGUCAAUGGGAACGGGAACGGGCUCAGGAACGCAUCGAAUGGCAACAGGACCUCCAGGACCGGAUCGAUAAGGCAGUUGAUGAAGUCAGCCGAAGACUCCAGAUCCGCCACCAACAGGAGCUUGAAGUAGCGGUUAACGAGGAAACUUUUCGUGUCGAACAGCAGUAUGCUGCUAAGCUUGAACAGAUGCGGCGAGAUGAGGACGAUCUCGCAGAUGUCCAACGGUUAGUCAACCACAAGCAGUUGGAGCUUACCCGGCUUUCGACGGACACGGCUCAGCAGCGACUGCUCCUUCAACACCAAGCGCAACAAAUUGACGAGGAAAAGCGCCAGCUUCAAGAGCUCAGGGACGAGACCAACAAACAGUCGCAGCGGUUACAAGAUAUGGUCGCCAAAGUGGAAACCACUAGCCGCGAAUUAAACAGAAUGACGCUGGAUGUGGCCAGUGUCUCCACAGUAAUGACGGCGAUGAUCCGUUGGGGGCUUGCCGUGUUGGAUGAAUCGUAUAAUCUCGACGAUAUCGUUGCUCGCAUCAACCGGUUGAUGGAACGUGGUGUGGUGUUGGAGCCAUUGUCGCCUCUGGACCAACGGACGAUUGCUGCCAUGAGCCAAAGCCAAUUGGACCAGGAGUACCGCUAUUUAAUUGGUGAAGAGAUUCCUGGGUGGGGUUUCACUUACGACCGGGACCCUACUCGCCAGGGGCCUCGCCAACACUUACUCAACUCCUACGUUUACCUUCAAGCAGUGGUGGAGAGACUCCGCACGAUAUUGUUGGAACUGCUUCGCCAGGCAUCGGCGAUGCCUGCCAAAGAAUUUGCCCAGGUGGUAAAGCUUUGGGAGAGCGAGCGCUUCGAAUUGAUGACGUGCCGUCGCGUGCUGAAGUGGGGGUCGCUGCCCCUCCGACCCCACCAGAGAUGA